Messenger RNA from Coccomyxa subellipsoidea C-169, 867 nucleotides. RefSeq lists its product as hypothetical. Bases 1 to 867 code for a protein of 288 amino acids. Lineage: Eukaryota; Viridiplantae; Chlorophyta; Trebouxiophyceae; Coccomyxaceae. The transcript has 9 exons. The record is from RefSeq and is a predicted model, not a curated record.
AUGGCAAGGGAUCAUGAGAGAGACAGCAACCUGCCAGCUAUGAUCUGUGGAGCCGUUUGCUUCCUGAUCUCUGGCGUCCUAAUUACCGUCCUCCUCGUCUUUUCUUUCUCCUACGUAGACUUUUACGAGGUGUUUUCCACUGGCCGCUACUUGAAUGGGCCGGACAAGCUGUUCCGCAAGUUCAACACGGAUGCAAAUUAUGUCGAGUACCCACAGCUCAAUAUCUUCACCUCUGACAAGCUGGAUACAUACAUCGACAUAUACUACAUUUACUUCAUCAAGCCACAGGAGAUUGGCGCACUUAAGCUAGAGUUUGACCAGAACUACGACCCCAGGAUCAAGGACGUCGGCCAGUCGGCGCUGAAGAACCGCGCGACGAUGUUUCCGACGGAGGCGUAUUUCCAGAACCGGACACUGAUAGAGGAACAGCUGUACGACGCGCUGCAGACUGCGCUCAUCCCCUACCACGUCACCGUCCCCCAACUCUUCCUGGGGCACGUCAUCAUCCCAGACACUGUCGCACAGAAGCAGCUGAGCUCUGCCAAGCAGUUUGAGGUGUAUGACAGCCAGGCGCAGCUGACGCGCCGGACGACUGAUCAGAUGGUGAAUGCCAUAAACAACAACGCCACCAUCGUUCUGCAGAACGCCAGCUCCCUGGCCUCCAUGACUGUCAAGGUCGCCCAGGCGAGUGCGCUGGUGACUGUGUCGGCGGCGAAGAACAUUGGGCUGCGGAUGCUGUAUGAUGCGCUGAAUGUGACGCGCGGGGACCAGAAGGCUCGCCUGGAUUAUGUGCAGUCGCUGCUCAACAACCCCGCCACCACUCUGCACGUCGGCUAUGACACGCGCUUCCUCGCCUCGGGCCACUAG